Messenger RNA from Dendronephthya gigantea, 1644 nucleotides. Its product is annotated as DNA polymerase beta-like. Gene Ontology annotation, biological process: double-strand break repair via nonhomologous end joining. The record is from RefSeq and is a predicted model, not a curated record. The transcript is spliced from 15 exons. Lineage: Eukaryota; Metazoa; Cnidaria; Anthozoa; Malacalcyonacea; Nephtheidae. Gene Ontology annotation, cellular component: nucleus. Bases 114 to 1127 code for a protein of 337 amino acids. Gene Ontology annotation, molecular function: DNA binding; DNA-directed DNA polymerase activity.
CGCGAUGUUGAAGUUCCCUGUUCCCUUCGAAUUCAAAUAAGAUGCUUGGUAAAAGAUGAUUAUUUCAGAAAUACGAGCUGAAACAGUGGCAUUUUGAGGUGACUCCAGCAAAUAUGAGUAAACGUAAAAGAGAAGAUGAUGGCCCAAAUGCUGAAUUUUGUAACAUUUUAAAUGAAUUGGCCGAGUAUGAACGGAAUGUGAAUCGACAAAUUCACAAAUACACUGCUUACAGAAAAGCUGCUGCCGUUUUGGCCAAACAUCCAACGAAAUUAACAAGUGGAAAAGAAGCAAGAAAAUUGCCUGGAAUUGGUGACAAAAUUGCAAAGAAAUUGGACGAAUAUAUUGAAACCGGAAAGCUUGGAAAAUUAGAGAAGAUUCGUGGAGACGAGUCAAAUUCGGCCAUUUGUGCGCUGAUGAAAGUCUCUGGAAUCGGGCCUGUGGCAGCCAAGAAGUUUAUUGACAACGGAAUUAAAAAUAUUGAAGAUCUUAAGAAGGCCAAAGACCAACUAAACCAUCAUCAGAGAAUUGGACUCGAGCACUUUGAAGAUUUUCAACGAAGAAUUCCUAGAUCUGAGAUGGUGCUUCACCAGGAAUUUCUUAUGGCAGAAAUUGCAAAGCUGGAUGAGAAAUAUACGGCAGAAAUCUGCGGUAGUUUCAGGAGAGGAAAAGAAAGCAGCGGAGACAUUGAUAUGUUGGUCAGUCAUCCUGCUUUUACAUCUGAAACAAAAGAUAAAAACAAGGGUAUACACCUGAACCAAAUUGUCGAACAUUUAAAAAAGUUGGAAUAUAUAACAGACACCUUAUCUCAAGGGGAACUUAAAUUCAUGGGUGUUUGUAGAUUAAACCGUGAUGAAGGUAGUUCGAAUCAAGUUUAUCGUCGGUUGGACAUACGGUUGAUCCCUGCUGAUCAGUUUUACUGCGGAAUACUGUAUUUUACUGGAAGUGACGAAUUUAACCGUCAAAUGAGACAACAUGCAUUGGAGAAGGGAUUUACCUUAAAUGAAUACAAUAUCAGGCUUGUCGGAAGCACGGGUUAUGCUGGUGAACCUCUUCCUGUUAGCAGCGAACGGGAUGUGUUUGACAUUAUAGAUAUGGAAUAUCGUCCUCCGAAUGAGCGAGAUCUGUAAAUAUGGUCUAUGGAUACCGUCUUCUGCUUCGGUUAAUCCCGGAAACGUUAGGAAAGGCCGUUGUUGUGUGCGUUUAAACAAAUAACAAUAAAACAUGGGUUUACCCCCUGUACACGUUUUUGAGGGCUCUCGGCUUGUCUUUGGCACGUUUCGGAGCACUAGAAAUAGCGCGACAUCGAAAUUCAGCACCCACACAACCCCUUGAGAUCCCUGCCUGGAUUUUCAAAAUAUUUUCACUGGAUUUUAUUUCGGGUUGUGCAUAUUCUUUGACGAAUGUCGAUAUUACCGGUUCAGAAUACCACCUACAUGAAGUAUUUGCAUGAUAAUGUAGCGAAAAGCAAUAUGGCGGAAAUUUCAUCAAGAAUUGGUUUUUUAUCACAUUAAAAUAAAUGAACUUUUAGACAAGGUACGGUACAGGACUUCGAUGUCGCAUGAAAUAAAAAUAUUUAUUAAUUACUUCAAUAUCUAAUUAGUUGGGGAUCUAUAUGUAAAUCCUAGAAUUUAAGAGUACUUUUAA